This is a messenger RNA of Prorocentrum cordatum, 5475 nucleotides long. The record is from the annotation of a GenBank genome assembly. Lineage: Eukaryota; Dinophyceae; Prorocentrales; Prorocentraceae.
AUGCCGCGGCUGCCCGCGGCGAGCCCAAGCCUCUCCAGAAGGGGGUCCACGACGAUGCCCCUCGAGGUCUUCCUGGCCAGGAGGCCGAACGCGCGUCUAGACAGCGUGGCGGUGCUCCAAGUGCCCUCGUGGGUUCGUAUCGGCGCGUGGGGCGCACCGAUGGCGGGCGGCGAGGAUGGCUGGGUGGUCAAAGGUGGUGGCAAGAAGAAGAAGCAGCGGGACCCGAAGCCCUGCAUUCAGUGGGGGGGAGGACACAAUGGUGCUACGCCAUCUGUGGGCGACCUACCCUGGACAUGCGGGGCCUGCGGCACGGGCAGCAACUGGCCGACGCGCACGUGCUGCCGUGCUUGCGGACGGCUGCGGACGGGCAAGGGCGGCAAGGUCAAGGGCAAGGUGCAGAACAAGAGCUACACCAUGGUGCUGCUGGGCAAGCGUAAGUGCCUCCAGGAGUUCCCUGUGGUCGAGGGAGAAGACCCACCGCCGUAUGUCACCGAGGGAAUUGCGCAGCUGGACAGGGACAUUGCCAAGGCUCGCAACAUCAGGGACCAAGCGAAGCCGCUCGUCACCCAGAUGCGCGAGGCUCAGGCUCUCUCGGCCGAGCGAGCGCAUCAGGAGGAGGUGCUCGUUCGUCAGGCCGAGAAGCUGCAGAAGGAGUUGGCCGCGGUGCAGAAGGCAAUGCAGGAGGCGCGCCAGGCCAAGGCCGAGGCCAAGGCCAACGAGCUCGCCCUGCAGGCCAAGAUCGCGGCGCAGCAGCCCACAGCCCCAGCAUCCGACCUUGAUGUCUUGCGCGUCCAGCUCGAGGCAACGGUCACCAAGGCGGGUGACACCCUCGAGAACAUGGGCUUUGGCGACGUCUGGUCCAAGGUCGAGACCCUCAUCACCACGGCCGCUGCUGAAGGUGAUGCUGGUGCUGAGCAUCCUGGGCAACCUGCUGGGGGCAGUGGGGGCAAAGCCGAUGAAGGCAGUGGCGGAGGGUUCGCCGACGACGUGGACAUGCCAGAUGGAGUCACCGAGGAGGAGAAGCAGUGGGUCAAUGGUCUGGCCCCUGCCCCAGACCCCGUGCAGCAGCCUGAGCGGUACAAGCGUUUCCAGGAAAGGAAGUGUUGGUCGGGGUGCACGCGUCCCAGGUGGCGAAGAAGAUGCGAAUGGGGUAGCAGUCUCCUCUACUUCGUGCUCAACGGCGCCGACCUCGGGUACGGCGUCUCCCCGUGGCGUGCAGCCGUGGUCGAUCAUCUACGGCGACAGCAGCGGGUCCCUGGCUGGCCAGGCAGUCAGUGGACCUCCGAGGGGUGGAUCCCGCUGUCCGAGGGCAGCGAGAGGGCGCGCGGCGCCGAGGUGAACACCACGGGCGCUGGUUGGGCAGGGUACGCGCAGAUCCUGCAGGACCCGACGGAGCGGCACCUUCUGAUCCCACGGCCGAUCGAGGUGCUCGAGGAGAACUGCGACGACGGUGCGAGACGGCGGGCGCGGCAUGUCCACGCUUUCCAGGAACAUCGGCUGCUGGACGAGGCGUGGGCUGGAGUCACUGGCAGCAUGAAGGCUUGCGGUUGUCAGAUCGGAGGCGCCGCAGCCGUUCCCACAGUCGGGCGUGAAGGCGAACCAGGUACCUCGGCGGGCGUAGGCUUUGCAGUGCCGAAGGACAUGGGCGCGGCCUACCCCUUCGGCCAGACCAAGUGGGACGCCUCGCCCAAGGGCUCGGCUGGACGGGCAGCUACUGCCUGGAUAGCAGCGGGGCGUGGAGGCAUGUUGAUCGCGACGGUCUACCUGUGGGCGGCGGAGGGCCUGUCCAACCGCAACAUUGCCAUUGUCACGGGCGUCGUGGAGUUUAUGGAGAGCCUGGGCAUGCCGUGGGUGAUACGCGGCGAUGUCCAGGAUCCUCCUGGCGUCCUGGCGGAGGUGAAGGCCAUCAAGCAGGCGGAGGCCAUGCUGGUGGCGCCCACGACGGUGGUCAAGGUCGUGCUGCAGGAAGGGUGGGCUUCGGCGCCGCGCAAGCCGGUCGGCCUCACCCUGGGCUUGAGCGUCCAGGUGAAGCGUGCCAGGGCCCUGCAGAAGCCGAGGGACCUGGACGAUGUCAUCAUUGGUUGCGCCCCCGAGCCGCCGAGUUACGCAAGGACUUUGGGCAACCUGAUGGGUGCCUACGAUCGGUUCCACUCGAAGUCGGCCAACGCUGGCCCCAUCACCCAGAGGCUGGUCGAUGUUCUUGCACAGGAGAGGCUCUUCAACCUCAGCGGCGCGGCUCGCAACAGGAGGAUGGUGGGCCAGGCGCUGCUGGAGGAGGCGAGGGCCAUGUCCAAGCGCUUCGAUCAGGAUUUGGUCAACGAGAGGAGGAAAGAGUGGGCAGCCAAGCUGGAGUCGGCGGCGCAAGCUCCCAGGCCCUGGGAGCUGGAGCCGCGCAUGGAGCUGAACGGCUUCAACGACGGGGACUUCGAUCGGCUGAAGAAGGUCGCUCGCAGUUUCAAGAAGAAGACGGCGAUGGGGUCAGACAGGGUCUGGGAGAUCAUGAGGGGGCCGUAUUUGCAGGCGUGGGCGAGGGAGAAUCACAGGUCGUGGGGCUGCACUUCCUACGGGCGCGCGGCUGAGGAUGCGGCGUGGGAGGUUCUUUUGGCUCACGAAGCUGGCGCUCCUGGGGGCGCUGAUCCCGCAGUCACUGCCGCGAUCACGGCGAUCCUGGACCUGGCGCAGGCCUUCGAGAGGGUGAGUUUGCACGUCCUGUGGGAGCGGGGCAAGCGCAUGGGUUUUCACACAGGGGUUCUGGCGGUGGUCUGCUCCUGCUUUGCCAUGGCGCGGCGUGUCAGCACGGGGGGCGCGGUGUCGCUCGAGACGCGCACGGUGUGCACCAUCAUUGCAGGCAGCAAGUUCUCGGAGGGUUUCCUCGAGAUGGUGAUUCAGGGUGCGGUCGGCGGGUUGGUGGUUGAGCACCCGCUGGCAACGUGGCGCAUGCACGUCGGUGACCUCAGCAUCAGGCAGAGGGGUGCGCAGCAGUGGGUGGCCGAUGUCUUCCCGGUGGCGAUCGACGACAGCUUUGCGAGUUUCGCUGAACUGGGCCUGGAGUUCUCCGUGGGUGCAAAGGGCAAGUGCGCGGUCAUGGCUAGUGCCAAGUGGCUCAGGGACACCGUGCAGGGCGAUAUGAGCCAGCGGGGGCGGACGGCCAGGUUACUGCAGUUGCGGAGAGGAGGUAAAGGAAUGGCAAGAGGUAUGGGUUUGGUGUACAAGUGUGAGCUGAAGCGGUCGGUGUUGCAUGGGUGCAAGUGCUUGGGCAUGCCAGAUCACCAGCUUCAGCAAGUUCGUCGCGCUGCAGGCAAGCCUCUCCCAGGGCCCAAGGGGGCGAAGAGUCUCACGUUGCAGCUGGCACUCGCGAAGGAGGAGCCCACGCGCGAGAUCACGGCCGCCCCUGUGCGCGCUGGUCACGCGCAGUGUGGAAGCUGGCAGUGGGUGAAGAAGCGACGAGAGCAGCGCAGUGGGAGGCCCAGCACGAGCAUCAUGAACGACCUGAGCGGCAAGACACGUGCUGUAGAUGAUGUUGCUGCCCUGGAUGAAGCGCUGGGUGUCUGGGCGGCGUUGUGGAUCACCGACCUGCGAGGGGUGGGCUACCAAGACGUCGGCGCCUGGCUUGAGUGGGCGACCGUGCUUGUGGGGGUGAGGUACGAGGGGGCCACGCAGGCAGAAAUCGCAGCUACGUGCAGGCGAUCGUGGGCGCGUGCGCGAUGGAGGCGGGCGGCGGCGAUCAGGUACAUCAGCAACCUGGAUUACGUGGACCGGGUUGAGGUGCUGAAGCAAUGCAGGUACGAGCGAGUCGCGGUGCGGCAGGUACUCCGACGGCUGCUCGGUGACAGGCUGCGACGAGUACCUGACGACGGUGAAAGGCAGCUGGAGGCGGGCAGCGGGUGCCACAACAUCGGUAGUCUCGGCGAGCUUCUGGAUCUCUUCGUGCAGGUGGGACGGCAGUCGGCCAUCUCGGAGGAGCGGGUCAGCGAACGACGGCGGGGCCUCAGCGAACGUGACGAUCUGCAAGAGCAACUACAGAGGGCGUGGAAGCAGCAGCAAAUCGCAGUGGGCAUGCAGCCGCAGUGGGGGCGUGUCAAAGGCAACGCAGGUGCCGUCAUCAUGUCCAUACGCAGAGCUGGCUGGACGUGGUCGAAGUGGCACACUUUCCUGAUGCGCAACGGGGAACAGCUCAACCUCUUGGAGACCUGCCCCAACGACGUCGGGAUGUUAUUGCAGCAGGACCUGGAGGCACAGCUGUGGGCGCAGUGGGCAGCAGAGCCUGGGCACGAGAGCUUGGCACCAGCACCCUUCUUGCAGCCCGCUAGGGCGCUGGUGGUGGCCAGGAAUUUCCCGAAGCAUGCGAAGAACGCAGCGAGGAAGGUGCUCUUAUGCGACUCCUGGGCCAUGAGUAAGCUAUGUGAGCACAACAUCACGCCGACGGACAUCUGCUUGGCGUGUGGCGAGGCCGUGGGCACGCCGCACCACAGGUGCUACGUCUGCCCGAAGCUGCGCGACGUGCGGAACAAGGGGCAGGCGGACUGGCAGCACGUGGCGGAGCAGCAGGUCGACAGUUUAUUGUGGACGAGGGGGCUGGUGAGGGACCCGCCGGUGGACUGGCAGUUUCGCGCCAUUGCGGAGGAGCAGUACCACUUCGUGGUGAACGAGGGUUCCGAGGCCCACCUCACGGGUGACAUCAUGUGCGACGGGUCGAAGAUGGGCGGCAGCGAGUGGGCGCAGGCUGGGUGGGCAGCUAUGGCGAUCAACGGCGAAGGUGCGCCAACUGUCCAGCUCUGGGGCCCGUUGCCGCGCCAGUACAGUGUGCAGAAGACAGUGAAGCGUUCGGAGAUGUGGGCCUUCCUCAAGGUGCUGGAGGUGGUGAUGCCACCAUGCAGGAUCUACACCGAUCACCAGGGGAUCGUCGACGGCCUGAUUCGAGGUGCUCGAUGGUGCCUCUCCUGGAAGCGGCCACGUGCAGAUUUGUGGCGGAGGAUCUGGCACAAGGUGGUCGACGUGGGUUUGGACCGCAGCUGUGUGGGGCGCGUCAAGGCGCAUCGAUCGAAGACCACGAUUGACAGACUCGAGGGGUGCCAGCAGGCCAUUGCCAGGGGUAACGCAGCCGUUGACCUCUUGGCGAAGAGUGGCGCCGAGGACGACUACGGCUACGGCAGGCAGGAGGUGCUCGAUAGGCUCGGAGAGAAGGUGAGGUGGGCCAUCCAUAACGUCGGUUGGUGGCACCAGCAGCUGAACGGAGAGUGGCCUGACGUCCUCCCGCCGCCGCCUGGGCCCAGGCGCAGGCGACAGCAGCAGCCUCACAUCCAGUUGACAAAGCACGAGGUGGAGCAGCGUGGGCGCUGGCAAGUGCGUGCGCGGUGUGGGCGGCGUGCGGCCACGGCACGCAUGAGGAAGAAGCUGUGGGAGGCGGAAUGCCGCCCACCUCCGUGGCGCAUGGUGGAUGUGGUGAACGGGACAGCCGACGCGGGUUCGCUCGAG